Seminavis robusta is the source of this 1690-nucleotide messenger RNA. The record is from the annotation of a GenBank genome assembly. Lineage: Eukaryota; Bacillariophyta; Bacillariophyceae; Naviculales; Naviculaceae.
CUUCAAUAAUUUUUUUCUCACAAAAAGGUUUUAGCACGGUCAAGGCAUCGCAGCCAUCAAACUCUUUUACCAGCGAUUUCGCAAAACCAUCGGCACAACUGACCAGGUAGCAAAAAGCAAAAGCAACUAAAGCAACCAUACCACUACCGGUAGCUAGCUAGCACCACCCGUAUACACCAUGUUCCACCACAAUGCUGCCCUUGAGAGUCUGAUGCGCCAUCAGCAACGACCCAUCUUUCCUGCUCCUCCCUCGAUGCAUCAGAAUGCUCCGAACUUGUCCAACAAUCAAGGCGCGGCACCCUCAAGCUCGCUGUACUCUGGCAAAUGGACGCUAGAGGAAGAGACUUACGUGUCUUUUCUGUGCGAGGAGUUUCGUGCUGGUUCACUGGCAGUCCCUGAAGGCAAGAGCUUGCGCUGUUUCUUGGCGGAUCAGCUGGGAUGCAACGCCAAACGCAUCAGCAAAAAGUACGAGCGCACGGGAUACAAUGGCAAGCUUCAGUACAUUGACCGCCGCAGAACCAUGACACCACAAGACCUGAAAAAGUGCAACGAAAAGAUGCAAGUACUGGAACAAAAGUUCCGAGAAAGCAGGGAGACUCUCAAGCUCGUCGAGAAUUCCCGAAAGAGGACCGUUCCUAGUGUCACCCCGAACCCGCCCGUCUUUCACUCGGAUGCUGUCACAGCCGCGCUCAGUGCUUACUUGCAACCCGCUGCCAAGAGAGCCAGGACAGCCGCAAGCAUGAUCCUUACUAAUCCCGCACCCAUACAUCUUGGCCACAUUGCUGCGCCUAAUCCGAGUCCUGCGGGGGCUGCCGGAGUUGCAGCUUCUCCUUCCUUGGCCGCUCUCAGCUUGCCUGUGGGACGCAUUGCUGUCGGUGCUACCACGGUUGACAUUCUAGGAUGUUCUAUUCAAGGUCUUUCCAACAACGUUAUGGAUCCUUCCUCCUCACUGCUCUUCCGACGUUCUGCUCUGGCACAAGCGAACAGCGACAAGUCGGAACGCAUCCGAGCUUCCAUGAUCUCCACACUCCAAAAGUACAGAGACCCUUCCACUGGAUUCAUGUCGCUCGCAGGACCUGACCCACCGGCUGCCAUGGCCAACAAUAAUGGACUGCCCUGCAUCACCAACAAUCAUGAAGGUGCAACCAAUGGUACUAGGCUCGAGCGCCUUUCAUCCGUGGCUGCCAUCUUGGAAGAGGCUCAGCGUCAAACCUGCAUCACCUCCUUGUCGAAUCCGUCGUCGUCACAACAAACAGUUGCAGGAGCAGCAAGCAACAAUGAAGAUGCCCUCCUUGAUGCCGAAGUUGCCGCUAGCGCUACGAGCCCAUCCGUAGCGAGACUCUUUGCCUUGCGACUUGCCUACAACACGACGUCGGCUCCCACGGCCAACUAGCGAGCUACCAGGUACUAUUAAUAGCGAGCUAUGUUAGGAUUGAAUUCCAGGAGUGCAACUUUUUGGCACUCACUCUCAUGAUGCUGAGAGUGUUUUUCUUUCACAAAGAAUUCUUGCUUUCCAUACAGACAACUUUCUUGGCGACUGCUUUUGGGAGGAUCAUGCACAUGGAUAUGAAUGGGUUCAGGAGUGGGGAUGUACUAUUCUUUAGCUGUGCUUUGCUUCACUUUCAUUUGGCACCGCCGGUGUAUCUUUUGUCUACUGCAUAACUUAAAUCUACAAUAUCGAUGCGAUGCA